Patella vulgata (common limpet) is the source of this 4916-nucleotide messenger RNA. Its product is annotated as EF-hand calcium-binding domain-containing protein 6. The record is from RefSeq and is a predicted model, not a curated record. Gene Ontology annotation, cellular component: nucleoplasm. Gene Ontology annotation, molecular function: calcium ion binding. Lineage: Eukaryota; Metazoa; Mollusca; Gastropoda; Patellidae. The transcript is spliced from 15 exons. The coding region runs from base 1 to 2667 and encodes 888 amino acids.
AUGUCCCAAGCGGGCCGACCUUUUUCCCAGACGUCCCAAGGUGGUCGACCUCUAGCCUGUGAGCCGCAACCCAAAGCCAGAAAGAGUUUCAGUGCCGCUGGCAUGAGAGAAAGUCGUCUUAGUUUUAGAAAGGAUAAUUUUGCCACGGCACCGCCGAUUGACAGUAUCCCGGAAGGUGUGGAAAUAUCACAUGGGGAUCCGAAUAAACCGAGAAUGCCCAUAUUCGGAAGUAGAGCGGGGUUAGGAGACAGAGAGGAAGUGGUACCACCCAGUAGAUCAGGUACCCGGAUGUCAGCAUCUUCUACACAAGCACGACUAGAGAUAGAUGAGUUGGAAACAUUAUUAAAGGAUAAAGUAAGGAAUAAUUACCGCGAGGUGAAGAAACGAUUUAAAGAUAAUGACCCGGAAGGUAAAGGCAAUGUCUCGAGGGAGGCUUUUUCAAGGAUUCUUCAUACUCUUUUGAAUCGUCCAUUAGGACAAUCUCAGAACACCAGAUUGUUAGAGCGACUGGGUCUGAAAGAUAAAGCUAUCAUCAGCUUCACCGAGUUCUUCUCCGUCUUCCGGGACGACGAGGAUAGAAAUUACCCAAAGUGGAUGGAUCCAAUCAAUCGGAACGACCGGGUCAAUAUGACGGCCUCACAGGUCCAUACUCAACUUAAGGAAAGGGCUAGGCAGAGGUUUACCGAACUGGGGGAUAUGAUACCCCAGAUAAAUUCCGGGGGAUCAGGACGAAUUUUAAAACCUGAGUUUAGACAGCAGUUAAAUAAAAUGACGUUUAAUCUGAACGACGAGGAGUUUGAUAAACUGUGGAAUAAAUAUGAUCGUGAUAACGAGGGAGUUAUAAAGGGUGACAAGUUUUUAAAAUAUUUGGGUGUACCAACGAGAUAUAUUACAGAAGAUGGUGGACACGGUAGACUUUCACCUGUUGGAGAAAAUGAUAGCAGUGGAUCGGAAAAAGGUGGACAGAGAACUCCCAAAAAACGCGAAGUGGAACGAAAACAGCAGUUAGAUAUAGAAAGAUGGCUUAAAGAUAAAUUUAGAGAAGGUUUUUUCGACAUGAAGGAGGCGUUUGAAAAGAAAGAUACAGAAAAUAAUGGAGUGGUAUCAUUCGAUGAUUUUCUAAUUGUGUUAGAACAGUAUGGACUCAAGUUAGAUAAAUCUUUAUUAGGAGCGUUUUUAUCACGAUGUAGUGUACGAACUCAGGGACGGGGAAUUCCCUAUCGAGAUUUUUUACAUAGAUUUCAAGAUAGAUCAGAAGAUGGUAUGGUGCAUAAUAUACUUACACAAACUAAACACAGAUAUAAUCGAUCAGACAGUCCUGCUGGUAAUUCAACUUUAAGCGCUAUAGAAGGUCAACUCAUGAACAUGUUCCAGAGAGAUUUCCUUGCUUUACUCGCAACCUUCAAGAAUAUCGAUAAAUUAGGAAUGGAUAGAAUUAGUUUAGAAGCGUUUCGAGCAGCUGUAGAGAGCAGAUUUAAUCUCGAGCUACGUGACGACCAGUUUGAAUCGUUUGUGGAUCAUCUCCCUUUAGAUGAAGAUGGUGACGUCAUUUAUGGUGAAUUUAUGAAACAGUUUGAUACCAAAGGUAAAGCUCAAAGUUUAUUUAACGGUAAGAAGAGACCGGAUAUACCAGUGCCCGUUAGAACCGGAAGUCCAGCGUUACCCGGGGAAGCAGAGUUUGAGGAAGUUGCACCAAGACGACGUAAAACCCAAGAAUUAUUUAAAUUAAUUAAAGAUUUAUUAAACAGACGAUAUCAAGAUGUUGAACGUGAAUUUUAUAAUAUAGAUGAAACGAACACGAGACGUAUUACACAAGAAACGAUGUACUAUCUUCUUAAAAGGUUUGACAUCUCGCCGGAAGUAUCCCGCGGUGAAAUACGAGAUUUGUGGAAGACAUUUAUCACCAAUUCUGACAUGACUCUUGAAUUUCUUCAAUUUGUCCGCCAUUUUGGAUACAGCAUGCGAUCUGCUGCUUACCCUAACGCCAAGAUUCGACCACCGAGACACGGUGAUUCCGAUUGUAUGAUUCGAUCCCGUAAACUCAACUCAACCAGAGAUCUACUGGAAGAUCACGUCAGAGCUAAAAUCGAGUAUUUAUUUGAAGAAUUAAGUAAAGAGUUUCAAUCUAUGGAUGUAUACAAUACAGGUUAUAUAUCUGUAGAAGAAUUUAGAGAUGUUUUAGCUGAACUCUGUGUACAGCUGUCUGAUCCUGAAUUAAACAGAAUAGUCGAUAAAUUCAACGUUAGACACGACGGAAGGGUUUCUUACAUAGACUUUUUAAAACCGUAUGCAUGGAAACAACAAACAUGGCGUCAUGGUAACGAUAUGAUAGGCAUAUUAAAUCAACCAAUAGAUGAUGGCGAUACAAAUGAAGGCCAGCAAGUAUUAUAUGGUAUCACAGAUAAACUAAGACAGAAGAUGUCUGGCGAUUGGAAGACAUUACGUCGUGCCUUCCGGAAGUUAGAUUUGAAAGGAGAUGGUUAUUUGUCUCUUCCUGAGUUCCGGUCGGUUUUAAAACUUGCUAAUGUUAUGUUAGAUGAAGACGAGGUUUAUCACGUGAUGUCUGAAUUCGACAAGGGAAUGUCGGGAAAGAUAUCAUAUGAUCAGUUUAUACAAGAAACAUUGAGACCAAACACAAGACUCAGCGUAAAAACAUCGGCACAGUGAAUAUUGUAUCAGGUCAAUGAUUUUAAGGCCUCCGAACUUCAUUUUAGGGAUUAAUAAUGUGAAGGUCCAAAUAGGCUUCAUUUCGGAUUAUUGUUUACAAAUAUAUGAGAAGUUGGCAAUUUGUCGACAUUCGAUAUUCAUUGUUGACCAUUUACACAAGUCAAAGUCACUGAUGGGCCUCAUUAUACAGUCCGUCCACCGUCCGUCAACUGUUAAGUUCGUUAACUAUAUAUAUAAUAACUAGGACCCGUUACAGCGAGUCAGCAGACAGAUGGGUACACUAAAGUUUAAACGGUCAUUUCUACUAGGGGAUGCUCGAUUCACAGUCCAGAACGGCCAGAAUUGACAUAAUUGCAAUCGGGUAACGCGGAUUUGAGUUCUGUCACAGUUCUGUCAGUCCCGACCACGGAGGUGGUGUGAGUAGAAUCGUGACGUAAUUAAACACAACGAAUGUGUUAGGGCUGCAUGGUUGGCUGAGAUAUUUACUUAUUCAGUCGACGCAUGCGUUAUAGCCCGAAUUACCCCUUUUCACUCGAUUGUCACUAUUUUUGGGAUUGAGGGAAUUCAAUUCCGGAACGUUCAAUCGAGUACCCCCCUAGAGAGAUGUGUAUCUAUUGAACGAUCUGAUGGGUAAGGUCUAAAAGCCAAGACCGAUAGCACAUUUCAUCAUAGGUCACUCACGAGAUGUAAUUAGGGAUACCCAUAACCAUAACCCUAACACACAAGCUCGUCAACAAUCACGUGUCCUAACCCUAUUUACAUCUCCGGAGGGCCUGACAAGGACAGCUGUCUAGUCCUUCGGUUGAGACGAAAAACCGAGGUCCCGUGUAUACAUUGGAAUGCACGUAAAGAUCCCUUGGCAGUUGGAAUUCGAUAUAAGAGUAGGCGAUAGUGGCGCCGCCCGGGCAAAAUUUCCCUCAUAGCACACUGUAUGGUGUAUGCCCGUCUUCAUUAGCCCAGUAUAGGAGCAGAACAGUAGGACGUUAAACCCCAUUUCAUUUGAUUUCAUUACAUCUCGUGACUUAUGGCGAAAUCUGCUAUCGGUCUUGACAUUUAGCCCGCUGAAGAUGAACUGUUAAUCUUGCACAUAAUCAUAAGGCACCAAGCUUGGUCAUUUAUCUUGGUUUUUAAUACGGGCUAGGUCGCGAUGACGUCAUGGACUGUUUAUUUACUUAGUACGCUGAGAACUAAUUGUUUAAAGGAGCUAAAUCGCUAAUAUUUGGGACCUAGAAAUGGACACAAAUGGGUCGCAACGCAUAUAAUAAUGUAAUAUGAAUGUAUAUAAACUGAUUUACAUUCAACCGUUUCUGUUUUUACUGUAAUUUCUAAUCAGUUAUGUUCGGCGAAAUACGCCAGAAUUCUAAAUUAAUAGCAAUACUUAGCGUCUGGUUAUUCCAGACUACACCGAUGAUAUUUAUUGUACAUGCUCUCCAGAUAAGAAUAUGGUGUUACCAUAUGACAUGACUUGUGGAAUAUGUCUAGCCGCGUUCUUUGAGUCCCUUGUUCCAAAUGGUGCUGAAAUGCAUUAUGGUACACGAUUCGUUAGAGACUUAGCUACUUUAAAUUGGUUAUCAAUCUGAUUAAAACACAGGUCCUAUUUCGUUUUUUGUUUUACUUGUCUUUACUACACUAGGAUCUGUAAGCGUUGUUAUACAACAUGCGUUCUGGAUGAUGUGAGGGAUUAGCCAAUGAAACGGUCUGUUACAGCGAGUUUUUGGCGUGAGGUGCACGGAACUGUGAGUAACCCACAAGAAACAUCAACGCCGAUCAAAUUUUAAUGUCUUACGUCAUAGGGUCCAAAGCUGCUCGUAUGACCUACCAACACAACUGGUCAGAUCUUCAUGUAGUGUAGGCCAUCGAAAUUAUAAAAAACGAAACGAAAUAUAGAUCUGUAUUUUAAGCAGAUUGAUUUGUUAUAUAAUCUAAUUGUAAAUUAAAAUUGUUUGUUGUAAUUAUGGAAUAAUUUGUUCUUUGUUAUGAUAUCAGGGCCCUUAUUCACGAAAACUUAAACUAAGUUACAACCGAAAUUUUAAGAAAUACUGCAACUUCAUUGGAUAUAUGCAAAUUGAUUUUACUGGUCAGCCAAUCGAAUUGCAGUAUUUCUUAAAAUUUCGAUUUUAUCUUAGUUUAAGUUUUCGUGAAUAAGGGCCCAGAUCUUUCUGCUAUAAUAUUAAUGAUGCAGUAUACUGAAAAGUUUUCCCACAAUUGUUUUAAUUAUUUGUAUGUAAUUUAUUUUGUAUUUUAUUUAU